Messenger RNA from Bombyx mandarina (wild silkworm), 1827 nucleotides. RefSeq names its product rhomboid-related protein 2. Gene Ontology annotation, molecular function: serine-type endopeptidase activity. Lineage: Eukaryota; Metazoa; Arthropoda; Insecta; Lepidoptera; Bombycidae. The record is from RefSeq and is a predicted model, not a curated record. Gene Ontology annotation, cellular component: membrane.
UUUACAUUUCUUAUAAAAACGAUUUAUAAAUACAUUGUUUUCGGAUAAGACAGCUCGUCAGUGAUUUAAGCAAGUGUUGAUGCUGUGAUGUGUUUGAAAAACUGUAUUUGUCAACAUUUUGAUGGGAUGCAUGUUUUGCUAAACAGUGGCAGCAAGUUGGAUUUUCGACAGAGUUCUGUACAUGACCAUGCGGCCCCACCUGUCUCCAAGGAAAGGGCGUGCUCGGAGGGAGAUCUACUUUUUGUAGCGUCCCCAAAAACCAGACCAUUGCACUUGGUGUGGCCGGUGACAGGCGGAAGAUGAAACUUGAAAAUGGCAACAAAUCCCGCGAACUGUGCGACAGACUGACGAGGGACUCACUUGCUACUGGAUGGAAGGUGCUACCAGAAACAAGACUUGCAGCGCAAGCCUGGGUGGAGAAUGAAAUCCCUGGAGAAAGCAGACAACUGCUAGUUUCCUCGGAAAAACCCCUUCAAAUUCACGGUGUAGUCAAUCUCAGUGAUCAAAGCUAUACCGAGAAAAAUCCAAAGAAGAGAACAAAGAAGCAGAAGAAGACAAAUUUACAGAAGCGAUUAGAGAGACUCGCGGUCUUAUUGAAGCCUCCUUACUUUAUAGUUACCAUUAUCUGUGUUAUGGUAUGCAUCCACUUGUUGGUCUCAGAGGAAGUUCGAGACAUGCUGGAGUGGACUCCAGAGAAGUGGCGGACAGAACCUUGGCGUCUCCUAACGUACGGCUGUAUCCACGCCAAUCACCUACAUCUAGCACUAAAUGCACUUGUAGCUUUAGCUGUAGGUUGGCGCUUAGAAAGAGAACAAAGGUGGUGGCGCCUCGUGCUGUUGUGGUGCGGAGGAGUGAUCGCCGGAGCCCUAGGCGCUGGAGUCCUGCAGCCCCAUGUACCGGUGGUCGGGUCUUCGGCUGCAGUGUACGCACUUCUAACGGCUCAUUUACCAAACGUUUGCUUGAGAUUUGGCCACAUACCACUGUGGUGGUUCCGUCCAUUGUCCGUGGUAGUGCUAAGCGCGUCUGAAGGUUACUGUGCGCUGCUCCCGUCGGUGCCGCCCCCCCAGAGUGCCGCCGCAGCUGCCCGCGCGCCCCCCUCCACUCACAUCGCUUGGUCGGCGCACGUCUUGGGAGCUGCUGCAGGAAUACCUCUUGCGUUCAUCGUUUUCACUGGUGAAAACGAAGGCAAACGCUAUAUCGUCAUAGCUAGAAUUGUAUCAGCGUUGGUGCUACUUUUAGGAGUGAUAAUGUCCGCUAUACAUUUCGCACACGUGACUGAAAAGGACAAGUGAUAAAGAGCUUCUUGCAGACAACUGAAACUGAUGCAGAGGAUCCAUAUUACUUACGAGUCAUAGAGCCAGGUGGUCUAGUGAGGUACACUAGAGAGAAUCUACAACAUAUACUGACAUAUCAUCAGUGACGUCAGUGGUCACACACAGAUGCACAUGACAAAUUAAAGGGGUAUAGUGCUAUCCAUUCGCCAUCAUAAUAAUAAAUUGCGCUGGCAAUCAUUUCAAAAAUUAUUUUGUAUAAAUUGCUAACUAGAUAAUUUUUCCAAGGAGGAUACCCUCUUUGCAGGCCUACUGUGCAGAGUACUGUUGCUGACCAAGUCCAUGAAAGCUAUUAAAUAUUCUCCAUAUUAUGAUUUUGCGAACGAUCAAAAUGAAUAUAAUGUUUUAGUCUUUUCCGUUUCUCGACAUAUUGUGAUAUUAUGAUUACAAUUUUAAGUUUAAUAAAGUUAAGUUACUAAUGUGAUUAAAAUUACCAAAGAUAUUUAAUUUUAAUUAGUGUUCAUUGAAUAUUCAAUUUUAUUUCAUCAGAUAUUCU